GCAAUGAUUUGCAGCUCAAGCAACGAUGGAUCUCCCCCACGUAAGAAACUUUGCCGAAUCACUGGAAGUCAUCCUACUGAGGAUCUCUCAAAGAUAUGUUCCAUUCAGUGGGAGGCUGACAAAUUAGAAGUUAUAAACAAGGAACUUGAUUCAUUAGAUGACACGGACUUUUUUCUGAAUCCUGAAGUAAAGGCGAGUCUUAGACUCGCACAUAGCCGCCGAGAAAAUGGCUUUUCUGUUGGUUCUGAGCAUUCGGAAUUCGCUCUGUCCACGCUUUUCGCACGUACUAACGAUGAUCGAAUCAAAUUUGGUGUUUAUUUCAAACGACAGCUAGAACCGAAAGCACAACCUACAGUGGGACAUACUGAUCCAGAUGUGCCUCCUUCUGAGACGCAUUCAAAACCCGUUAACUUCUAUCCAGAGAUUGCACAGGAUGCGAAGCGCGAAGCAACAGUACUGCAACAAGUGGCUGAGUUAAAGCAGCAAGGAAUGUGGUCUGCCAGCCGACUUCCUAAAGUACUGGAACCGCGGGAAAAGCCAACAUGGCAGGAUUGCUUUUUCAGUGAGAUGCUAUGGUUAUCAGCAGAUUUUAUUGAAGAAAGAAAAUGGAAAAAGAAGAUGGCUCUUGAUCUCGCCAAUGCUGCUCGCAACUAUUUACGGCUUCGUCAGGAAUGGAACAGACGAUGCGAGGUCGCUGUGGAGGUCCUCCGCAAGCGCAACGCUGCAUAUGUGGCAUCGAUGGUCGGGGAAUGGUGGCGCAAUGCACGGAAGGAACUCCGUGCUCUUAGCUUGAGCGCAACUGGAAAACAUCGCAGACACCUCCUUAACCAGAACACUGCUCUUCUUGCCACUGCUUCUGAUUUAUGCCCUUCGUGGAUGGCCAAAGUUCACUACAACACUUCAUCACAGAACCGUUUGAAAAGGAGUCACCAGCCCAAAGAUGAUAAAUUCAUUUCUGUCGGCGACGGAGAAACUGACGACAGUGACUGGGCACCUGCGUCGUGCACCGAAACCUCUGGCAGUGAUGAAUCGCGCAGUCGAUCAACGAGCAGUAGCCGCGCAGUUAGCUUUAUCGGUGACACAGAUGGCGAUUAUGAUGGAUGCUAUCUUGAUUCACAGGAAUCUGAUAUUCGCGUUCCAUUACUGUCUCCAACUCGUCCGCUUAUCGAGGAGUUGAACUCGUGGAAAACCGACGAACACAUUCUCCAUAUUCCCUCUGUACUAUAUUCUGCCGAUCCGGAUCCUCAGGAUGAAUAUCUCUGCCAACUAGAGGCGAAACUUGAGGCUGAGCAGCAAUAUUGCAAAUCAAACCAAAGUACUCCUCACAAUGAGGAGAACUCAUUUAGUUCGGUUCCUUAUAGUCCACGGUUUCAUAGCUCUGAUUCAACCGACUACACGUCGACUGAUAAAAACAUACUUCUCACACAGAAUCCCGAUGAAUCAAUCGCCGAUGAAAAACACGCUGAUCCCUGCCCUUCAGAAAUCCAAACAGAAGUGGACCUACUCAAUUCGGAAGCUCUUCUUCCCCUAGAAAGUGUUUUGCCCGACGAUUACCUCUCUAUUCGCGAUAAACAACUGCGGAUCACCACAAGUGAACCCCAUCAGUUCUUGCAGUCAUCUGUGUUUUCCGGACAGGAUACCUGCUUGACCGCAAUGGACUCAUCUAGUGCAAACGACAAUGUUAGUUUUACAGUUCCUCCUGACGGAGGCGUCUUAUUUUCGCUUUCCGACACUACCACUACCUUCAAUCGACCAGCAGCUCAUCUAACCGUCCCACCAUGGGGUCCGAAUUUAUCGUCCAACCUUUCGAAGUCUAGCCUCGUUGAGAUCCAAUCAAACGCCUUGCGUUUAUUUUCGCUUUUGAAAACUCUUCUGACGGAUUUGAAUACCACUGCCGACGUGUGUGCGGCUGCAAAUCUUCCAACCUUUCGUCUCUCCACUCUCCCCCUGUAUAGUAUAGCCGUUGUCGUCAGUUGGUUACGCCACGCGCUUCCUCUUCAGGUACCCGCAUUACUUCUUCCUUCCAAUCCAAUGUCGGGUGAUGCUGAACUUGCCGUCGCGGCUCAUCUUGGUCAGCUAGUCAUCCCAGUCGGAUGCAACCCUAUCCAUUCGGAUCCGGAGACAUCGACUGUGCUUGAUCCGGGCUUUGGGGACUGGGGUCCACACUUGAUCGUCACUCCGCGCCUUUACCUCCCGGUUUGGCGCAGCCGGUUAUCACACUGGUGUCCUGGCUUCAAGGUUACCUGCCUGGGUCUAGGCUCUCGCACAUCGAAGACUCCACAUGAGCCGUCAGGUUCAACCCGUCGUCUACGCUCUGCUGUCGCCCACGGUUCCGUGAAUGUGUGCCUGACCACAUAUGCGGCGGUUCUCGCUCGUCCCAGUCGCUAUUCGCACAUUCGCUGGAGCGUUAUUAUCCUCGAUCAGGUAAGUUCCUCAGUUUUGUGCAGCUACUUUCCACAUCCGCAUCGCGCAUUCGACACGUCUGUAUUCAAUGUCUAG
Molecule: messenger RNA, 2499 nt
Organism: Dicrocoelium dendriticum
Lineage: Eukaryota; Metazoa; Platyhelminthes; Trematoda; Plagiorchiida; Dicrocoeliidae
Source: the annotation of a GenBank genome assembly